CUGCUUCCAACACCUCUUUAGACAUCAUGAAGGUCGCCGCAUCAUCCGUUAUCGCAUUACUAGCGCCAGCUGUCGCGGGUCGUUUCGUUGAGGCGAACGAAGGCGACAAUGUACAGCUCUACCCCGACGGCGUCUGGGCCGAGGCAACCGAACAGUACCUGAUCGAGUUGGGGCCUGGCGACACGCGAUGGGUUUCGGAGGAGGAGAAGUGGGAGCUGAGGCGUAACGGCCAGCGUUUUAUGGACAUCACCGACACGCAGUACCUCGGCGCAUCUCGCCUCAACGCCCAAUCGAGCGUCGUCUUCCCUGCCAAGGUAGCUUUCCAGGAUGAAGUCAAGCCCCUCCUCAAGAACCUGUCGAAGACGAACAUGCACGACAACCUCGAGAAGUUCACGUCCUUCCACACGAGAUAUUACAAGUCAGACUACGGAAAGCAGUCAUCCGAGUGGCUGCUGCAGCAGAUCAAGGAUAUCAUCCAUGAGUCUGGCGUAGAGAGUAUAUAUGCGGAGCCUUUUCCCCACAGCUGGCAGCAGUCGUCCAUCAUCGCCACGAUCCCUGGGCAGACCAACUCUACGGUUGUGGUUGCCGCCCACCAGGACUCUAUCAACCUCUGGCUGCCAUCGAUUCUUGCGGCGCCGGGUGCGGACGAUGAUGGUAGCGGGACUGUCACGAUUCUGGAGGCGUUCCGGGUAUUCCUGACUUCGGACGCAGUGCAAAAUGGAGAGCUGGAGAACACAGUCGAGUUUCACUGGUACUCGGCCGAAGAAGGUGGUCUCCUGGGAAGCCAAGCCAUCUUCGCAGACUACGAGCGGAACGGUCGAGAUAUCAAAGCUAUGCUGCAACAGGACAUGACCGGCUUCGUCCAGCGCACGGUUGAUGCAGGCAAGCCAGAGAGUGUUGGCGUGAUUGUCGACUACGUCGACAAGAAGCUCACCGAGUUCAUCAAGAAGAUCAUUGUGGAGUACUGCGACAUCCCUUUUGUUGAGACCAAGUGCGGGUAUGCUUGUAGCGACCACGCGUCUGCCUCCAAGGCUGGCUAUCCCUCGGCUUUUGUCAUCGAGUCAGCUUUCGAGGACAGUGAUAACCAUAUCCACUCUACCGACGAUGUAUUGAAGUAUCUCUCGUUUGACCACAUGCUCCAGCACGCCAAGAUGACGCUGGCCUUUACAUAUGAGCUUGCUUCUACAAACUUUGUGAAGCUUCAGGGCGGCGGUGCGGUGGACGAGCUGUAGACACAGCAUCUGACGAACUGCAACAAGUGUGUAUAACAUCUGAUUUGCUUUUGGGACAGUGGGAGCCAGGAGAGGGGCGCGCGCCCCUGCGUGUCUUCUGACCUGUUCCGGUCGUUUAGGUUUUUCAAUGUUGUCAAUCUGUGUCUUUGGAUGAUGGAUGUCGGCAGAUUUUAGGUAUCAAUUGAAUCAAGCGAAUUGGCAUUUGGCAAAUGUUACAGCAGAUAAAUCACAAUUCCUUCCAUUUAUACAUACAAAUAACCCGGC
Cryphonectria parasitica EP155 is the source of this 1496-nucleotide messenger RNA. RefSeq names its product Zn-dependent exopeptidase. Gene Ontology annotation, molecular function: metalloexopeptidase activity. The coding region runs from base 27 to 1232 and encodes 401 amino acids. Gene Ontology annotation, biological process: proteolysis. The transcript has 4 exons. The record is from RefSeq and is a predicted model, not a curated record. Lineage: Eukaryota; Fungi; Ascomycota; Sordariomycetes; Diaporthales; Cryphonectriaceae.